This is a messenger RNA of Microthlaspi erraticum, 702 nucleotides long. The record is from the annotation of a GenBank genome assembly. Lineage: Eukaryota; Viridiplantae; Streptophyta; Magnoliopsida; Brassicales; Brassicaceae.
AUGUUGGACAAGGCAUGGGUUAAUUUAUGCAGAGUCGAUCCUGCUUAUGUGACUGGUGCUCGGGGUUUUGUUAACGCUGUUAGUACCAUAGUAGGUGUAGAUGGGAAGAUAACAUGUCCAUGUGCCAUUUGCCGCAAUUUAGAUCGCCGCACAAGCGAUGAGGUAGUUUCUCAUUUAGUGAUUAAUGGAAUGGACGAGGGUUACAAGUUGGCGUCUGAUUGGUUCUACCAUGGACACGGUAAAUCUGUAGCUGCAGUAGAAGGUGUUGAUAGUGUGAGGAAUACUGAGAUUUUUGGAUUAUACGAAGCAGCUACAUGUUUGGAUGAGGAUUUAGCUAGUAAGGGUUUAGAUUUAGUAGAAGUCGCUGAGGGUGAGGAUAGAAAGGAAGAUGAGUUUUUAGCUAAACUUGCAGAGGCUGAGACGCCGUUGUAUCCAACGUGUGUAAACCACAGCAAGCUGUCUGCUAUAAUGUCUCUCUUCAGAAUAAAGACUCAGAAUGGUUGGUCCGACAAGAGCUUCAACGACUUACUGGAAACAUUUCCUAAGAUGCUACCUAAAGACAAUGUCCUGCACACUUCAACUUACGAUGUCAAGAAGUUCCUCAAAUCUUUUGAUAUGGGAUAUCAAAAGAUUCAUGCAUGCGUGAAUGAUUGCUGCUUGUUCAGAAAGAAGCUUAAGAAAGCCGAGAGUUGUCCUAAGUGA